This is a messenger RNA of Hevea brasiliensis (rubber tree), 1516 nucleotides long. Its product is annotated as DNA-repair protein XRCC1. The transcript is spliced from 8 exons. Gene Ontology annotation, biological process: double-strand break repair via nonhomologous end joining; single strand break repair; base-excision repair. Bases 247 to 1398 code for a protein of 383 amino acids. Gene Ontology annotation, molecular function: damaged DNA binding. NCBI's taxonomy places the organism in Eukaryota, Viridiplantae, Streptophyta, Magnoliopsida, Malpighiales, Euphorbiaceae. The record is from RefSeq and is a predicted model, not a curated record.
UCCCUGCGUUUUUCUUAAGUAACUUGGUAAUUUAUGCGUUCAGAGAGAUUCCAUGGUGACUUUAUUUUGAAGUAAAUGUUACUUCACUAAUGCGUUCCUCAAUAAGCACUUGCAUGGCCAUCUCAGAGUUCGGGGAAAGGAAAAACGGAAGAAGAAGAAGAACCUAAUAGGAGUUCAGGUUUAGUGGAAUCAAUGGAGGACCUUCGGAGUAAGUUUUAAGUUUAAGCCUUUUUUGUGUCUUUUGACAUGUCUAAUUCAAAGACAAAUCAAGGAGAGAGUGAUAAAAAGAGAAAUCUUCCUUCUUGGAUGAGUUCAAGAGAGAAUGGGAGUAAAUCUAGUGGAAAGGAGCCAACUAGCUCUCGUAAAAAUGAGGAAAGCCAAGAAAUUAAAGACAAUAGUCCUUCCAAGGGAACCAUCAGUGGCAGAAAAUCUGGGGACCCUGCUUCAAUUUCAAAGAACUUUUCAAAACUUUUGGAAGGAGUAGUAUUUGUGUUGUCAGGGUUUGUUAAUCCAGAGCGUGCAGCCUUGAGGUCUCAAGCUCUGGAAAUGGGAGCAGAGUAUAGACCAGACUGGAGUUCAGAGUGCACACUCUUGGUUUGUGCAUAUUCAAAUACUCCUAAGUUUCGACAAGUUGAGGCAGAUUGUGGAACAAUUGUUAAGAAGGAAUGGAUAUUAGACUGUUAUAGCCAGAAGAAGCUUGUUGAUAUUGAUAAUUACAUGAUGCAUGCUGGGAAACCGUGGCGCAAAAGCAAUUUCACUAUUGAAAGUGGUAGUAAUCAAAAGCUAUCCACACCUAGAAAAUCUGAGAAACAAGUGGAAAGAGGAUCACAUUCAAAGCCAACUGCCUCUGCUUUCCCAAAGAGUAGAGAUUCUAAUCCUGCUAAAGAGCACUUCUCUCGUUUGAAAGUGAAGGAAUGGGCUAUUGAAGAUCUGAAGAGAACCAUCUCAUGGCUGGAGAGUCGGGAGGAAAAGCCUGAGCCAAGUGAAAUAAAAGAAAUAGCUGCUGGAGGGAUCAUAAUUUGUUUACAAGAUGCCAUAGAUGCCCUUGAACAGAAUCAGGGUGUCCAACAAAUAGCCGAACAGUGGAAUGUUAUUCCUCGUGCAGUUGAGGAGCUGAUAAAGCUUGUCGAUGCUUCCUCUCUUUCGAAAGAAGAUCUUUGUCAACAGGCCAAAGCAUGCAAACAAAUGUACGAGGCAGAACUUACUAAAGUUAGUGAUGAUUCUAAGCUGAAGAAUAAAAGGCUGAAGACUGAUGAAAAUGAGAGGGAUGGCAAUAGGAGAUCCAAUGCCAUCUCUGGUGUUGCAGCAGACUAUGACAGUGAUGAAACAAUUGAAAUGACAGAGGAGGAAAUUGACAUUGCUUACAAUAAUGUUGCCUCUAAUAUUUGCAAACUUUAAAUGAUUCUCAUGUAAUUUUUAUUCGCCCCCAAUUCUCACUAUUCCUUUCAAUAGUGUAUUUUUGGGGGAAAUUUUGAUUUGAUUAGAUGCAAAAUUAUUCAUGUUGACCGUUGGAUAA